Messenger RNA from Mya arenaria, 3998 nucleotides. RefSeq lists its product as uncharacterized. The record is from RefSeq and is a predicted model, not a curated record. Lineage: Eukaryota; Metazoa; Mollusca; Bivalvia; Myida; Myidae. The transcript is spliced from 4 exons. Bases 47 to 1273 code for a protein of 408 amino acids.
CCCAAUGUAGUAAAUGAAAUAAAAAGUACUUGAUAUUUGGGCAAAUAUGUUGUCAGAGACAGAAAAGAAUGGUUGUAAAGAGAUUUUAUCUAAACUGCCAAUUCAAGAACUAGUCGCUCUUGCAGAAACUGUAACUAAAAAGCAGGUUAAAAUCACAAGUCAAAGAGAAGCUGUAAAAGCCAUUCUUCUGUACAGUGACAGUGCCUUGGAACUAUUCAGCAGAAAAAAGAUGAAGAGAGAAAUACUGUUUCAGUACCUGAUGUCAAAAUCAAUUCCUGUCGCAUCAACAAUAGACAAGGGUGGAAUUAUUCGAACCAUUCUGAACACGUGGGGAAUAAACAUUGAUGAAGGACAGUUCAAGGUUAAACUGGAGAAUGAACCCCAGCCAGCCCAGACCUCAGGAUCAAGGGCUGGUCACUCUGUCAGCCCUUCCUCGAGCACUUCCACACAGACUGGAGCCAGACCACGACCCUCGAGCACUUCCACACAGACGAGUGCAAGAUCGCAACAGUCCACCUCAAAUACUGCUUUCGCGGCUCAGACCAACUGUAACAAUAUUGGAGGCGCCCAAGCUGACCUUAAUAGACAUACUGUGUCAAAUACAUCAAAUAACAGGCAUGUCACUGCUCAUAGUAGCCAAAUAUCACAAUUACAAUCUUCUGGUAACCAAGUUGUUAAUCCUGAUGCCAACGUGAAUCAAGUAAACAAUACUACAGCAGCAGCAACAUCAAGAGUUGGACUCACUAACAACAUUCAUCAAACAGUUGUAGAUAAAUCUGAGCUACAGGUUUUAGGAGAAACUUUUUCAAAAUGGUUUUAUGAAAAUCUUAACUCUCAUAAUCCGACAUUGUCUAAACCGCAGAUGGACUUUGGCCCUAAUCACUUUUGGGACGAUGCUUUUUUUAUGUUAUGUUCACACAGUCCUGUAACCAGUGAGGAAAGAUUUGAAGGACCUCUGUUAGUGUCUCAACGAUUCUUAUCAUUUGCCCAAGAGGAACAGUUGCUAUUCAAUCCAAACAUCACAUCGGAAGGUGUUUACGUGAAGUCAGACCCUUUUGGUAUGGUGAUGAUUCUGGUAUGUGGGACGAUCCACAGGGCUAAUGAUUGUCUCGGCGUGUUCCAGCAGAUGUUCGGUCUGGUAAAAGAUCCAAGGUUUGAGAACAACUAUAAGAUCAAGAAAACAAAACUUGAUGUGCGGACUGACAAACCGACAGCCAUGCCAAAACUGGAGGCCAACCCAGAGAGUCAGAUGGCUGCCUUGGUACCAGUGUAAUGAAACUUUUAAUGUUGUCAUGUGAUAUUCCUUGCCUAGAUAAGGCUUUAGACUUUUAGUAAUAUUUAUGUUGCAUUUGCUAUUAGUGACUUAUAGUUAUAGCUUUCACAGUGUCUACACCAAGUAAUAGUUACCAAACUAGUUACCUGAGAUUUGAUAAUCUUUGCAAUGAGCUGACGCAUGAGUUCUGAAUAAUUUCAAUCUUGAUUGUUGAGCCUAGCGCCAGUACUGACAAGCCAUGUUAUGAAAACUUUGUCAACACAAUAACUUACCCUAGGACCUUUAAACAUCAGUGGUAGGUUGGCCUUCACCAGCUGAUGACCCCUGUAGUUAUUGAGGUCACAAGGUCAAAGGUUCCAGGAUAUUGACAACAGACUUAUGAAAUCUUUGUCUGCAGAAUAACUAACAGCUUGACCUACAUGUUAUACAAUGAAACUUCAGCUGCACUGGACUAGUAUUAUCCUAAUUUCGGGUUGUCAGUAACUCAAGUAUUAAGGUCACACCGGGGACCAAUAACAAAUCCUACUCCAAGCUCACAUUCAACUUUGUCUGCAGUUUCUAUUUUGAAAUACUUGUCUUCACUUUUAUGAAAACUUUUAGCAGCCAUCAACAGGGGUUUCAAACGUGAGGAUUAUUCCGAUAACUCCUGAAUCAGGAUUGACAGCAUUUUACUUAAAGCUGCACUCUCACAGGUUGAAGGUUUUGACAACUUUUUUUUUGUCUUGGAAUGAGCCAAUUUUUGAGAAAAUGCAUGGAAACCAGUCAUAUAUGGAUGCUGACAAAGGAAUAGGUCGCAGAUAUUUAUAUUUAAGUUCAAUAAUUGAUGUUUUAUGCAUUUUUCUCAAACCGUUAGUAACGCUUUAAACCAUAAAACAUUAAUUUUUGGACGGAAAUAUGAAAAUCUGCGAUCUGAUCUUUUGUCAGUAUCUUUUAUCAUUGGUUUGCAGAUAUUUACGCAAAAAUUUGCUCUUUACAAGACAAAAAAUAAGAAAGUUGUAAAAACGGUAUAUCUGUGAGAGUGCAGCUUUAAGGCUAUUGUACAAUUGUAAAGAUAGUUUUUGCUUGUACAUUUGCAUCGACACCACUAGGAAGUACAUUGAAAUGAAUAUAAAUGACUUGGGGAACAAUUUCAAAUAAUGUCUAAAGCCACUUUACCCAGCUUAGGCAUGAAUCCAUUAAUGUAAUUGAUGGUUAUUGAUUACAUUUGUUAUAAUUCCCUUUUAAUAUUAAGAAUCAAUGUAUUUUCUUCUUAAAAUCUAUUUAAUCAAUCCUCCGCAUGUUUCAUGUCUUGUUUUGGAAAUAUAUUUAAGUUAUAUGCCUUCACUGUCUUUGAUAGAUGGUUAUUGAUUAUAUUUGUUUAUUUUAUUUCGAAUAUAGGUCUGCAAGUUUCGUUUGGUUGGUUCGUAGACCUUGUCUUGACUUGAAACUAUUUGACCUAAGGCUUUGACCAUGAAACAACUCCAAUCAUUAUUGUAGGAUGCAUAUGAUCAGUAGAUGUUGGUGAUUGGAGGGGGGGGGGGGGGUUAGAUUUUUUUAUCAAUAGAUGACCGCUGUUGUUUGUUUGUUUUUAUCUCAGUGGAUAAAGGAAAUGGUCACCAGCCUAUGAAAAAUUAGCACUUACUUGAGAGUGAUUUAACGCUGGCAAAACUUGUUUUAUUGAUAAAUGUACUCUUGAUUAUCAUCAGUAUAUUUGAGGAGAAGAAAGUAUUUUUUAUUCCAUGAGUAUCUUUUGUGCAAACAGUAAUAAAGUUAUAUAUAAAAAUUACAAAUUUAAAGUGUAUUGAACUUCUUUUUCUUAGAUUUUUAAAGUGACACUCUUCUUCAAAAUCAAUACAUAAACAUUUAUACCAAACAUACAUUUUGAGUGAUAAACCGUUAACUUCUUACUAAGUAAUGUAUUUAUGGACAAUAUUAAUUACUGAUAACAAGAUUGUAGCCAUGUAUUUAACAGCUGAAAACGCAUUUUUUUAAUGAUUGGUGAGUGCUAAAAGAACUGAUCUUCUAUCGUCUCAUAAGGUAGAAAUACUGUGUUUUCUGCACCUUUCUUUCAAAUUUAAAUUCGGUAUCUUUCAUAAGAACCAUUGUUUUUGACAUUUAUUAAUCCUUUUUGGUAUAUUAAAACAAUUGUAUUAAUUGUGUUAAAUCUUAUUUUGGAGUAGUAGUGCAUCUUUAAGCAUGAGAACAAAGUAAUGUUUGUGCAUAAGGUAAUACAAUUAUAUAUACAAAUAACAUAUACAAAUUCGAUUGAUCGAGGACGUGGGAAGGCUCGUCAGCUUGUAAUGUAUGGUAUGUGAAGUGGAAAGUUAUGGUUCAAUUAAUCUGCCAUUCAUAUAUAUGAUCACUGAACGGUUUAAAAAUAUAUAUGAGUUGACAUCAUUACCAAAUAUAUUACCGAAUUGAAUUUGAAAAUAGGAUUGGUCCCUUGCUUUGUAGGUUACAAAAUGAGUCGAGGUUUAAUGUGGGUGGCUAUGACGUCUUGCAAAACCUCAGCCACAACUCGAAAACCGUUCAAGGUAUUCAAACGAAAUUUGCUUCUCAUGCCGCGAGAGAAAACAUAACAUGUUUAGCAAGGACAAUAACUCUAGCUUGAAUAAAUGUCGAGUAAUGCUUCUUGGUCGACUGAAAACAAAUCCCUGAUUGUCGCUGGCGUUUGUAACGCAGGGCUCUUCUUUCUUGUUGAAAUUUGUGUUUACAUAUUACAGUGGGUGCUGACUGCAAGUUCUGA